CUUGGGGAUCGGGUUUUUGGUGUAGCAUUACAGGGAGAAAUUGCAUUCACCUCCCAACAGAACUGCUCUAGUGUCGUCGGCUCCCCUGUCUCCACGACGGUGUGUUAAAAAGUGCCUCGAUCAUUGCUAAUCUAAUCGCGCAUUUGAGCCAUGCCUGGUUAUGUUGAUAUAAAUAGAUUAGCAAGAGAUUAAUUGUGUGAAUAACCAGCAACGCUAUGAGACGAGCUGACGUUGCGCUGGUGGGAAAGGAACCCAUGCUGCGCAUUCAAUUUCCUCUAGAUCUGUGCAAAAUGUUAGGUUAGUGUGAAUGCUAGGGAACCGUUCUCCCUUGCAAGUUGCAACUGAGUCCAAAAGUCUUUCUCUAAUUUCUGAAUUGUCUGGCUUCACUGUUGAACAUUAGGAACCUGCCCCUAUUAUUGAAGUUAUCGAGUGUACUACAACUUCUGUAUUUUACUUGAUGACUGUUGACCUCAUGACAGGUUCCAAGUCAGGCACCCUUAUUUAAAAUGUGAGCUUAUGCAGUCCUGGAUGUGAGCUGUAUGUGCUUACUCGAUGUACUUGCUUUGCUAGACCAGGCAACAGCCAUUCUGAGCUCUGAGCUCUUCUGCACAAGAUUUUACGAGUCCCAGAAAACAAAUUCAAGAAAUACUAGCAUACGAGAGGAAUGGAAGCCACUGUGGUGAGUGUCGCGAAGUCCGUGCUGAAUGGAGCACUCGGAAGGGCCAGAUCUGCCGCUGCGGAUGAGGUUUCUCUGCGGGUUGGCGUCCAGCGCGAUCUGGCUUUCAUCAACGAUGAGUUUGAGAUGAUGCAGACCUUCCUGAUGGCUGCCGACGAAGACCGGGCCCAGAAGAAGUUGGUUAAAACCUGGGUGAAGCAGGUCCGCGAUCUAGGCUACGAUGCUGAGGAUUGCCUCCAAGAUUUCGGUAUUCAUCUGCAGAAAACUUCUCGGUGGUGCUUCCUCCGCACGCUGCUAGCACGGCGCCGCAUUUCCAAGGAUAUCAAGGUGCUCAAGUCCAGGGUGGAGGAUGUGAGCCAGAGAAACUUGCGGUACCGCCUCAUUGAGGAUUCUACCUCCAAGCCUGCCACCGACACCGAGCGAUCUACUAACAUCAGCAGGGAAGCAAUAUUUUGCAGUGAUGGUCCAAGGAUCACCGUAGUAAAGACGGACGAGCCAAAAGUGGAUCUUCGCCGACUGAUCACCAGCACAGAUGACCAAGCUCUUAGGGUGAUCUCGGUCUGGGGCGAAUCAGGCGAUGAUCUGAAGAAACUGUCUGUCAUCAGGGAAGUCUAUGACAAUCAAGAGAUCCGCACAAAGUUUGGAUGCCGUGCCUGGUUUAAGUUGAUGGAUCCCUUCAAUCCAAACGAUUUCCUCCAGUGCUUGCUCAGGCAGUUUUACUGGGCGUCUCUUCAAGAAAAUGGGAAGACCCAACAAGGGGCAGCUACAGGGGUUGGUGUUCUGAAGAAGAUGGAGAUGGUUGCAGCAGAUGGCCAUCUGAUUGACGAGUUUGAUCGAUAUGUGAAUGAGAAUAGGUACCUGAUUGUUAUUGAUGGCCUGUCUACCAUAGUGGAAUGGGAUUGGAUAAAGACAUGCUUCCCUGACAAGAAGAACGGAAGCCGAAUUAUAGUAUCCAUGGAGCAAGUAGAAAUUGCAAGGCUAUGUACAGGGCACUCGGCCCAAGUAGCCAAGCUGGAGUUAUUGUCAUCACGCCAGCCGCUGUAUCUCUUCUAUGACAAGCCCGAGUCUAGUUCAAACAAUGUCACCAGUGCCGAUAGCAUCCAGGUGGUAGUCACCGACCACAUAGUGGAGGAGGAUCAACCUGUAAGCAUGUGCGGGACCAGUUCGCAUGACCUCUUCCCUGAGAAGGACUCCAACACAGCUACUGGAAAGAGCCUUACUCGCAACUGGACAAUGAAGGCGGCUUUGGAGCAACCUCAACUAGUCGGGCGAGAGGGAGCAAUGUCUGAAGUCAUUAAACUAAUUCGUGAAGAGGGUGAUCAUUUACAUGUUAUCUCCGUGUGGGGAAUGGGUGGCAUGGGGAAAACCACCCUUGUUAGAAGUGUCUACGGAAGCGAAGAGCUUAGUGGCAUGUUUCAGAAGAGAGCUUGGGUUACCAUAUUGCAUCCUUUCAACCGUGAGCAGUUCUUUAGGAGCUUAGCCAUGCAAUUACACUCAGAUGAUACCGGAAAGGACGUUAGCUUGAUGGGAGAUGGCACUGAAAAAAGGUUGCAAGUGAUGGAAAUUGCGGAUUUGAUAAAAGAGACAUUCCGGCUUUUAGACAGGCUAACGUACCUCAUUGUUCUCGAUGACCUGUCGUCCAACACAGAAUGGGAUUCAAUAAUACCGCAUUUCCCUAAGGAUGAGAUGGCCAGUCGGAUCAUAAUCACCACAAGGGAAGCAAGUGUUGCUAGCCGUUGUUCCAAGAAAUACAAGCUGAGAUCUCUAGGGGAUGAUGCCGCACUAGACCUCUUCAAAAAGAAGGUGUUUAGUGGUACUGAAAUGGUUGAUUUAACCGGUACCAUGAGGGAUCAGGCAGAACUUAUUCUUAAAAAGUGUGAUGGGCUUCCCCUUGCCAUUGCCACUAUAGGUGGCUUUCUAGCAACCAAACCCAAAACAAGUUUGGAAUGGAGGAAACUGAAUGAUCAUAUCAGUGUGGAGUUGGAGAACAAUCCAGAACUUGAAAUGAUAAAGACAGUCCUUAUGUCAAGUUAUGAUGGUUUACCCUAUCAUCUCAAGUCUUGCCUUCUGUAUUUCUCAAUUUUUCCGGAAGACAAAAACGUUAGACAUGGACGGCUAAUAAGGCGGUGGAUUGCUGAGGGUUACUCAAAGGAAAUGAGAACCAAAACUGCCGAGGAAGUAGCCGAGGAAUACUUUACUGAUAUUAUUAACAGGAGCAUGGUGCAACAACUGAAAACUAGAGCUCCUUACACUGGGAAAAUUACUGAUUCCUGCCAAGUUCAUGAUCUAAUGCGUGAAAUAUGUAUCUCAAAGUCAGACGAGGAGAACCUUGUUUUUGUACUGGAUGAGCAUUGCACCUUGCAACCUACAGAUAAAAUACGGCACCUUGUUGUGCGCGGUAGUUGGAGCAGAGACCAAAAGAAGAAAGUGUUGGGAAGUGUAUUGGACGUGUCCCACAUUCGAUCCCUGACUGUAUUUGGAGAGUGGAAAUCUUUUUUCAUUUCUAAGAAAAUGAGAUUGCUUCGGGUGCUUGACUUAGAAGACACCGAAAAUCUGCGGGAUCACGACCUUGCGCCAAUUGGGAAGCUUCACCACCUGAAGUACCUAUCUUUAAGAGGUUGCUUAUAUAUAUACCAUCUCCCAGAUUCAUUUGGUAAUCUGUCAGAGCUGGAGACACUGGAUAUAAGAAGUACAUUUGUGGUCACAUUGCCAGCAAGCAUCACAAAGCUCUCAAAGUUAAAAUACUUCCGUGCCGGUCUCGUACCUACAGAUGAUGUGCUUCCCAGCAGUUAUGUCAGAGAAAUUGAUCAGCCCUUGAAGGAGUUUGGCUUAGCAGCUUACAAGAGCUACGUACAGAAAAAAUCCAUUCAUGACUUGGAUGCAGUACCAUAUCUCUUCUUUCAGGCCCGUAUCUGGUUGCGAGGGUGGGAUGAGCAUGGCAUGAAAGUGCCCAGAGGGAUUGGGAGAAUGAAGGCCCUGCACACACUGGGUGUUGUCAACAUUGCACGGGCGAGGGCCAUGCCAAAGGAGCUGAAGAAGCUUACUUGGUUGCGUAAGCUUGGAGUGACUGGCAUCAACAAGAAAAACUGCAAGGAGCUCUGCUCUGCUAUCGUCAAUCAUGGCCGCUUGCUGUCCUUGUCGAUGCGCACCGAGGGUGAGCCUGGCUUAGAAGGAUGUCUGGAUGACUUGUCCCCUCCUCCAGAUAGCCUCCAAAGCCUUAAGUUGUAUGGCUAUCUGGUCAAAUUGCCUACAUGGAUCGAACAGCUUCAGAUGCUAACCAAGUUAACUCUACGGAGUACCCAACUGGAGUAUCAUGCCAUAUUAGUACUUGCGAAGCUCCCAAAUCUUGCCAUUCUGCGUCUUUGUGAUGGUUCGUUUAGGUGGGCUGAACUCAACUUCCAUUUCUGCCCUGAGAGCUUUAAAAGUCUGACGGCAUUGGAGCUUGAAUUUCUACCUGGCCUCAACUCGGUUGAGUUUGAACAAAAUGCAAUGCCUAAUCUUGAGCUGAUACGGGUACUCCAUUGUUUUUAUGGAGGUGCCGAUGGGUUUUCCGGGAUACAAUUUCUGUCAGGUCUCAAGGAAGUUUCACUCAAGGGUCACAAGGGCGACUUCAAUGAAAAAUUCAAGAAAGACUUGCGGGAACAACUGUCCAAGAAUUCUAACAAGCCAAAUCUGAAGAUGGAGGACAUGGCGAAAUGGCUCUCGGCUGCACCUGCUCCCGCUCCUAUCUUGAACAGUAAAUUCGAAACAAACAAUUAGAAUUGUCAAAAAGAAUCCCCAAAACAUACAUAUUAAUGCUUGAAUCAUGUAUAUUUUCUGACUUUUCAUGGGAAAAAAAAUCAUUUUUUGCGCCAUCUGCACACAAAAAAGAAACAAUUCAGUGCGGACAA
This is a messenger RNA of Triticum urartu, 4566 nucleotides long. RefSeq names its product disease resistance protein Pik-2. Gene Ontology annotation, biological process: defense response to other organism. The record is from RefSeq and is a predicted model, not a curated record. Gene Ontology annotation, molecular function: ADP binding. Lineage: Eukaryota; Viridiplantae; Streptophyta; Magnoliopsida; Poales; Poaceae.